Messenger RNA from Rhododendron vialii, 1359 nucleotides. RefSeq lists its product as uncharacterized. Gene Ontology annotation, molecular function: cysteine-type endopeptidase inhibitor activity. The transcript has 9 exons. Bases 188 to 1189 code for a protein of 333 amino acids. NCBI's taxonomy places the organism in Eukaryota, Viridiplantae, Streptophyta, Magnoliopsida, Ericales, Ericaceae. The record is from RefSeq and is a predicted model, not a curated record.
AAAAAGUGGGUCGGAUAAGUGGGUUUGUAAAAGAGAUACUUUAACGAGUUUCACCGACCCGACUCACGGAGUUUCAUGUACACCGCGAUCGCUCUCUCCCCUCUCCACAGUUGGAGCCGCCACCGGGCACCACCGUCCGCGAUUUCAAGUCCCCCCUCGUACGAAGGGUAUCGCACAAGGAAUAGAUAUGGCUCCUCUAAAAUCAGUUAAGGACAAUGAUGAUGAUUUUUCCAAUCGAAGGAUGACCCGGUCAGCCUUCAAACAGGCUUCUGGGUCCCCGGAAAAUGACCCACAACAGAAGAAAUUGGGGUUUUCCAAACAGAAACAAGAGGGGUUGUCGAAGAAACCGAGGUUGUCAAAGAAACCGAGGUUGUCCAAGACUCAUGAUAAACAGCAGGAGCAGCAGCAGCAGCACAGGGAUGGAAAAGAUGUGAAAGAGUUGAGGAGGAAGACGUUAACGGAUGAAGCCCUACGCGAGCGACACAAAGAGUUUGAAAGCUGGAGACUACUUACACCAGAAGAGGCGGAGAUUUAUUCAAAGAAAGUCACGGAGAGCGAGGGAUUUGAUGUUGUAGAUCUUCCUGAUAAUAUAGAUUCCUAUGGUCUAAUUAGACCUGUUAAGCAAUCAAACGAGGAGGACCGUAUUUUAGAAGAAUGUGCAAAGUCAGCUAUUGUCACAUUCAACAAAGAACACAAAACAGAGUACAGGUUUGUGAACGUAAUCAAGGCAAACUACCACCCUGCCUCUGGUAUCUAUUAUUACAUUACCUUUGAGGCCGAGCAUGAAGAUGUCGGUUCUAAGAAUUUCCAAGCUUUUGUGCGGUUUUUUUUGGAAACGCCAACUGUCGAGUUUUGUAGGAUUGAAGAACCACCCAAAGAAUGGGUGAAGUCCAAUUUCAAGUACGCGAUGAUAGAAGAAGACCCUAACAAGCCUAAGAAGCCUUCCCCUGCCAAUUUCUGGUUCCUGACUUGCAUAAGGCAACAAUCUAUUCGUUAUAUUAGGGAGGAUUUCAGAAAGACAUACAAAGAGAAGUAUCCUAACGCGUCGGAUAGUGAUGUUGGUCGGGCUGCUGCAAGGAAGUGGGCAUCCAUCUCUGGAGCUAAAAAAGCACCCUAUGAGAAAAUAGCUGAGGAAAAGAUGGUGGAAUACCGCAAAAACCGCGAGGCUUACAAGAAGGGAUUGGUAUGAUUCUAGUUGAGGAAGAAGAAUCUGACUAGUUGAGGUCCAAAGUGAAUGAUGAGGAUGAGGACGAUGAGAGGGUGGUGGGGCUUUAGGGCAUAUUUGGUUUUUUUUAUCAUUGUGAAAGUUGAAUUUUGUGUACUGUACUUGGACUUCGUGAAUGAAUAACGUUUGAUUGA